Huiozyma naganishii CBS 8797 is the source of this 2310-nucleotide messenger RNA. It is a transcript of the gene SEC23, whose product is annotated as GTPase-activating protein SEC23. Gene Ontology annotation, molecular function: zinc ion binding; GTPase activator activity. Gene Ontology annotation, biological process: COPII-coated vesicle budding; intracellular protein transport; endoplasmic reticulum to Golgi vesicle-mediated transport. Bases 1 to 2310 code for a protein of 769 amino acids. Lineage: Eukaryota; Fungi; Ascomycota; Saccharomycetes; Saccharomycetales; Saccharomycetaceae. The record is from RefSeq and is a predicted model, not a curated record. The transcript has a single exon. Gene Ontology annotation, cellular component: COPII vesicle coat; endoplasmic reticulum exit site.
AUGGAUUUCGAGACCAACGAGGACAUCAACGGGGUACGUUUCUCCUGGAACGUGUUCCCCUCGACAAGAACGGACGCUAACAAGAACGUGAUCCCGGUCGGGUGCGUUUACACGCCGCUGAAGGAGUUCGAGGAUGAGAAUGGGGAGUCGCAACUGAAUCUCGCACAGUACAACCCUGUCGUGUGUUCUGGUCCGCAAUGUAAGGCGAUUUUGAACCCUUACUGUGCGAUUGACCCUCGCAGCAACUCGUGGACGUGUCCGAUCUGUAACUCGAGAAACCACUUGCCCACGCAGUAUGCGAACAUGACGCAGGAGAACAUGCCACUUGAGUUGCAGAUGACCACCGUAGAGUACAUCACCAACAAGCCCGUGCAGAUCCCACCCAUCUUCUUCUUCGUCAUUGACAUUACUUCCGAACAGGAGAACCUUGACGCGUUGAAGGAAAGUAUCAUUACUUCGUUGUCCGUGCUGCCACCGAACGCGCUGAUUGGGUUGAUCACCUACGGGAACGUCGUGCAACUGCACGACCUGUCCAGUGAAACGAUCGACAGGUGCAACGUCUUCAGAGGUGACAGAGAGUACCAGAUCGACCAGCUCACCGAGAUGCUCACGGGUCAGAAACCGGCAAGCGGGAUGGCAGUGCCAAACUUGAAAGUGACUCCAGUCUCGCUUAACAGGUUCUUUUUGCCAUUGGAGCAAGUCGAGUUCAAGCUCAACCAGUUGUUGGAGAACUUGUCCCCAGACCAGUGGUCAGUCCCAGCGGGGCACAGACCUUUGCGAGCGACAGGGUCAGCUCUGAACAUUGCCUCGCUGCUGUUGCAAGGCUGCUACAAGAACGUCCCAGCACGGAUCAUCCUGUUUGCUGCUGGGCCAGGCACGCUGUCUCCUGGGCUGAUCGUCAACUCGGAAUUGAAGGACCCUCUGAGAUCACACCAUGAUAUCGACUCGGACCGCGCCGCCCACUACAAGAAGGCUUGCAAGUUCUACAACCAAAUCGCCAACAGAAUCGCCGAGAACGGUCACACGGUUGACAUCUUUGCUGGGUCGUACGACCAGGUCGGUAUGUCUGAGAUGAAGCAAUUGACAGACUCUACAGGUGGGGUACUGCUGUUGACCGAUGCGUUCUCCACAGCGAUCUUUAAGCAGUCCUACACGAGACUGUUCUCGAAGGAUGAGGAGGGAUACUUGAAGAUGGCCUUCAACGGUAUCAUGUCCGUCAAGACAAGCAAGGACUUGAAAUUGCAAGGGCUUGUCGGCCACGCCACUGCAGUCAAGAAGACAGACGCGCACAACAUCAGCGACUCGGAGAUCGGCAGCGGUGGUACCUCCACAUGGAAGAUGUCCACUUUGUCCCCACAUCACACCUACGCCGUGUUCUUUGAAAUUGCAAACACGGUCGCCAACAACACCGCGGGGAACAACAUGGGCAUGAUGAACGGGGACGGACCCAAGCUUGCCUACACACAAUUUGUCACAUCGUACCAGCACUCCUCCGGGACAAACCGUAUUAGAGUGACUACUGUUGCGAACCAACUGCUGCCAUUCGGGACACCUGCGAUCGCCGCAUCGUUCGACCAAGAGGCGGCAGCUGUGUUGAUGGCAAGAAUUGCAGUAUACAAGGCAGAACAGGACGACGGUGCGGACGUCAUCAGAUGGAUCGACCGGAACUUGAUCAAACUGUGCCAGAAAUACGCGGACUACAACAAAGAGGACCCAGCGUCGUUCAGACUGGCACCAAACUUCUCCCUGUACCCUCAGUUCACGUACUACUUGAGAAGAUCACAGUUCCUAAGUGUGUUCAACAACUCGCCAGAUGAGACUGCCUUCUACAGACACAUCUUCACCAGAGAGGACACAACUAACUCGUUGAUCAUGAUCCAGCCUACUCUGACAUCGUUCUCCAUGGAGGAGGAUCCACAGCCUGUUCUCUUGGACUCUGUGUCGGUGAAACCAAACACGAUUCUGUUGUUGGAUACUUUCUUCUACAUCUUGAUAUAUCAUGGUGAACAAAUUGCUCAAUGGAGGAAAGCUGGUUAUCAAGACGACCCCAACUAUGCUGAUUUUAAAGCGCUAUUGGAGGAGCCCAAACUGGAGGCUGCUGAACUGUUGGUUGAUAGAUUUCCGCUACCAAGAUUUAUUGACACAGAGGCCGGUGGUUCUCAGGCCAGAUUCCUGUUGUCUAAGUUGAACCCCUCGGAUAACUACCAGGAUAUGGCCCGCAGCGGUUCCACCAUUGUCUUAACCGACGAUGUCUCGCUGCAAAAUUUCAUGACCCACUUACAGCAAGUUGCCGUUACAGGCCAGUCAUAA